This is a messenger RNA of Doryrhamphus excisus (bluestripe pipefish), 655 nucleotides long. RefSeq names its product neuromedin U (gene nmu). Gene Ontology annotation, biological process: regulation of smooth muscle contraction. Gene Ontology annotation, molecular function: neuromedin U receptor binding. Lineage: Eukaryota; Metazoa; Chordata; Actinopteri; Syngnathiformes; Syngnathidae. The record is from RefSeq and is a predicted model, not a curated record.
GGGAAAAUGAUGAAUAUCCAGAACUCUUUGGUGCGGCGCGGAGCCUCCAGCAGCAGCAGCUUGGUGAAGUUGAGUGGAGGAGGUAUGAGUCCACUCAGCUUGGUCGCCAUCAGUCUCGCAACUUUGCUAGUUCUCGUCGCCCCACUCUGCCACAGCGCUCCAGCAGUGCUUCAGCAGGCCACAGCGGAUCAGAGGCAGCUUCUCAGCCAGAUGGACACUGCUUGCUCCUCUUUUUUCUCCGCAGACCUCAGGUUCGCCCUCAGCGAGGUGUCUGACGUCUUGGGGGAAAUUUGCAUCCUGAUGCUGGUUCAGAAGUCAAAGGAGCUUAAAGGGCGAGGAAAUAACAAAACGAGCCCUAUACAGCCUCUCCUGCAUCUGGUUUCUCAUCGGCAUACCCGAAGCGAGAGAGGACUGUCAGUUCGAGCUGAACUUGAGGGACCUGCUGGAAUCCAGAGCAGAGGCUACUUUCUCUAUCGACCCCGAAAUGGGAGAAGAGAUUUAGAAUACAAGUAGCAGAAAGUUUGAGCAGGGGACGCCAACGACCCCAAGACCCACCAGCCGCUGCGGCUGCACUGAACCACCCGCUGACCAGGACUCCACAGCCCUCUGACACUGCUGUUUACUGAAUGUACACCGAGAAUAUGAUGUAAUAAUA